AUGAGGCCAAGAUUCGACAAUGGAUCCUCAAAACCUCCCCAGGACGUAGAAUGUAUGGGCAAAGUCGUAAUUCGCAACAUCCGCAUUCGAUUUGUCAGCGACGAUAGCUUGCGAGUUUGGCUUGACAAAUAUGGAAAAAUUGAAGGUAACGUCCAGUCCUCCUUUUUCGAACAUACAUGCAGCAGCAGCAAAUUAAAUGCAGUCGUCUGCUCCAUUUCGGACAACGAGGACAUGUAUAUUCUUUUAUUGUUUUUGACAGAGACCAAGAUCUACAGCAAUUGUGCCGUCGUGAAGUUUGCCUCUGACUUGGAGGCAGCCGGCGCGGUUCAGUGUGAGGAUGGUAUUCGUCGCUUCGGUUCCAUCGCUAGUGUUAAGCACGCGGAACCGGAAAUACUUAGAGCUCUGGAACGUACAGAGCCACUGCGAAUGAAUGAUUAUCAGGGGAGUACUGGUGGGGGUGGUGGUAGCGGUUCUGAGUCACGCUCCCGGCGGCGACGCAGUCCUUCGAUCGAUAAUGACUCCUCCUCCCGAUCACGCAAGCGGUCCCCAUCUCCUCGAAUUUCUUCCGCCCAGACCCUAGCUGUCCUGGCCAUCACCCACGAUUUGGUACCCUAUGCGGAGGUCGUACAGGAGCGCAUUGCGGCUCUGGCGGGCUCUGCAGUGCUGAAGGGCUGUCAUCUGCCUCGGUCGCACAUUAUGGUCCUGGUCAGCAUUGACCAUCUCACCCCCUGUAUACAGGAUCUGACCAAUGACGGCGUCCUCUAUGCUGUCAUCGUUAAUGGUCCCAAUUGGACGCAUAGCUCCUGUAUCCUACGAAUUCUCCAC
Molecule: messenger RNA, 825 nt
Organism: Dibothriocephalus latus
Lineage: Eukaryota; Metazoa; Platyhelminthes; Cestoda; Diphyllobothriidea; Diphyllobothriidae
Source: the annotation of a GenBank genome assembly